AUGUCUGUGCGCGACGAUCGCACGCUCGCACUCUCCACGUUCACACGUUUUUCAUCGCUUCGACCACCUCGUCGCUCCGAGCCCCGUGCACUUCCUCAUCGUUGCGACCACCCGGCUGCGAUCUCUGCAUCCUCAAACACGCCGUUCCAGCUCACUCCGCCUGCGCGUGUCUCUCGGGUCUCCGACGGCGGUGCACUCUCUCCGGCGUGUUCGCGCGUUUCUUGUGCAGUUGGUCGUCUAUCCACGCUGGCGUCCGCCGGUCCCACAUCCCUCCAUACUGCUUACAACUUCAAUUAUAUUCAAGCUUUUCUAAACAACUUGCAGCAGCACAAUGGAGUAGAUGGAAAUUGGAGACCGGCUGACGGGGAUGCGCCAGCAAACUCGGCUGGCGCACCCGCCGCAUGUUCCGAAUGCAAAUUACUCAGGCACGAGGUACAACAACUGAAAUCCUGCAUCCAGACAAUAUUCUUGGUUUUGUCGCAGAAUGGUGUAGUAGGUGCGACGUCACCGGUUCUUGCCGCCUUGCCACCGCCACCUACGCUACAAGCACCGGUAGUACCACCUUCACCACAGCAACUAGGUCCUACACGGAAACGUCCUGCACCACCUCCACCACAGCCUGAGUGCCCAGUCGCGCUGCGUCCGAUUGCUUCAUGUCAAACGCUAUCGUCUCAAUUCAUGCCUCAUUGGACAUGGUUGAUGCCAGGAUUGAUGCGACCUCCGUCGCCAACUCUUCCGGCACCACAAUCUCUCGAGACGAAAGCAACCGCUCAACAAGAACAUGAGCCGACGAAAUGGAGUAAUCCGUCCAGCGUGGAAAGUAAUGGGUUGAAGACCGACAGUUCUGGCGGCGAGUCUGCUAACAUCGACAUUGUGGGAAUGGAUGGAAGUGAGUCCUCAACAUCGUCGACCUCAACUCAGGCGAUGCUCACAUCACCUGCUGGUCAAGCUCAACUCCCAGCUUAUUUGAAAGACACAAAUCAUCCAAUCUUCCCGUUUCCACAAAAGUCGUCUACAGACUUGUCACAGCCGUCGUUCUUAUAUGGCAUGGUGAAGAGUGAACCACCACCAUCUCGAAGUGCCCCAAUUGCUGCAUCUCUGCCUAUCGGACAUGGUCAUUCUAUUACUACUCCUGAACGCAAGCACAGGAAGCAACAAAAUGAUGACUACGUUAAACUUAUACGUGAACAAGAUCUCAGCGAAGAAAGGAUUAGUGCUAUUCCUAUCCCGGUACCGCAGGCAUUGAGCCUUGAUCCGAAUUUCCGGGCAGUAUCCGAGCAGCAAGUAGUGCAGCAGGUGGUACAGAAUAAACGAUUUGAGGAGGUGGAUGUGCGUGAAUCGAUGACACAUCUGUGCAAGAAAUUGGCUGAGAAACGUGUGUUUGGCUCGAAAUUGAUGGCCGAAACUACGGUUGCUGGCCUCAAUCACUCGACGUUCCCGAAUUUGCCUAUUGAAGGCAUCAUGUAUAUACAACAUGUGUGCCGCAAAGUGUUGGGCGAUCGGUUCUCGAGUGAUGACGAUUUUUGGGAGAGUCUACGAGAUUCUAUGCGUAAACUAGCGGCUCGAUGUCGUCGCGUGCGUCAUGCGAAGAAGACGAAGAGUUCACGCGAGGAAGGUGUACUGUUACCCGGCGAAAGAUCUAGCGGAUGGCCAGAAGGAAGUGUAGCGCAAACUCUGCAGAGCUUGAAUCUACCAACUGAAAAACCAACACAUUCCGUACAAACAAUCCCAAUCGUUUCGGAACGGAAGAAAGUUCCAGAGAUAAACGAUGCGAAACUGGCGGAAACACUUCAACAUGGUUUGCAUGCUCUAGCCAAUGCCACACUUUCCAACCAGGCUCUUCCUGCUACAUUGGCCGAGAUGUCAUCAGCUUGGUCACUUUUGCAAUUGCAUAAAAAUACAGAAUCGCUUUUGCAACAUGGUGAGCCUCGUUCCGAUAACAUGUCAUCACCAUGA
Necator americanus (New World hookworm) is the source of this 1956-nucleotide messenger RNA. RefSeq lists its product as uncharacterized. The coding region runs from base 1 to 1956 and encodes 651 amino acids. NCBI's taxonomy places the organism in Eukaryota, Metazoa, Nematoda, Chromadorea, Rhabditida, Ancylostomatidae. The record is from RefSeq and is a predicted model, not a curated record. The transcript has 11 exons.